This is a messenger RNA of Bathycoccus prasinos, 873 nucleotides long. RefSeq lists its product with no specific name. Gene Ontology annotation, molecular function: protein binding. NCBI's taxonomy places the organism in Eukaryota, Viridiplantae, Chlorophyta, Mamiellophyceae, Mamiellales, Bathycoccaceae. The coding region runs from base 1 to 873 and encodes 290 amino acids. The transcript has a single exon. The record is from RefSeq and is a predicted model, not a curated record.
AUGAAUACGCGGCGAAACGGAGCGACGAAGAGAGCGCAGCGGAAGAAAAGACGAAUUUUGAGAGAUUCGAGGUUGUGGGAUUUGAUCGUGAAGAACGACGAUAUUUGUUUCACUCAUGUGCUUCCGAGAUUGAAUGGAACUGAUCUCAAAUUCUUGGACAGAGUGAAUGAUGAAACGAGAGCGUUGGUGAAGAGAUCCUCUCGCAAGGGGGAGUUGAAAAAGGGGUUUAAAGUCAAAGAGAUGUCCUCGAUAUCGACUUUGGAGAUUGCUUGGAAGAAUCGAUCGUUGUGGCCGAGAUGGUGGGACGAAAUAGAUUUCUGCUCGGGCGAACCAUGUUUCUGCUGGCAAGUUGCUAAAACGAAUAAACUCGAGUUACUCAAGUGGGCGCGAGAGGAGAAAAAUUGUGAUUGGGAUGAAUUGACGAUUAAUGCGGCCGCAAGACAAGGUAAUCUAGAAAUGGUAAAGUAUUGCUUUGCAAAUGAGUGUCCUAUUGAUGCGUGGGCGUGUACACGUGCUGCCGAAAAUGGUCAUCUCGAGUGCCUCAAAUACUUACACGAAGAAGUCAAAGCGCCUUGGAAUUCUUGGACUGCCGAAUGGGCGGCUAAAUAUGGUCAUCUCCACAUACUCGAAUAUCUUGUUGAGCGUAAGUAUGAUAAAUUUGACGAAAAGGCGUGUCGAAAUGCAGCCGAGAACGGCCACUUAGACUGUUUGCAGUACUUACACGAAACCGCCAAAGCGCCUUGGGACUCUGCGGCCGUACGAAAAGCGCACAAGAACAACCACCCCGAAUGUUUACAAUACCUCCUCGACAACAACUGUCCAUUACCAUCUGGUUGGUCUUACGAAGGUGGAAAACUAUACACAUCGCGCUAA